UUUCAGCGUGAAUGUAUCUCUAUCCACGUGGGCCAGGCCGGAGUCCAGAUGGGCAAUGCCUGCUGGGAGCUGUACUGCCUGGAGCACGGCAUCCAGCCUGAUGGUCAGAUGCCCAGUGACAAGACCAUCGGAGGUGGUGAUGACUCCUUCAAUGCCUUCUUCAGCGAGACUGGCAGUGGCAAGCACGUCCCCCGUGCCGUCUUUGUCGAUCUUGAGCCGACUGUUAUAGAUGAGGUUCGUACUGGCACCUACCGCCAGCUCUUUCAUCCUGAGCAGCUGAUCACAGGCAAGGAGGAUGCUGCCAACAACUACGCCAGGGGCCACUACACCAUCGGGAAAGAGAAAAUCGAUUUUGUUUUGGACCGAGUCCGUAAGUUGGCUGACCAGUGCACGGGUCUCCAGGGUUUCCUCGUCUUCCACAGCUUCGGUGGAGGCACCGGCUCCGGCUUCACAUCCCUGUUGAUGGAGCGUCUCUCUGUCGACUACGGUAAGAAGUCCAAGCUGGAGUUUGCCGUCUACCCUGCUCCUCAGAUCUCCACUGCUGUUGUUGAGCCCUACAACUCUGUUUUGACCACCCAUACCACCCUGGAGCAUUCCGACUGUGCCUUCAUGGUCGACAACGAGGCUAUCUACGACAUCUGUCGUCGCAAUCUCGACAUCGCUCGUCCGACCUACACCAACCUCAACCGUCUGAUCGGUCAGAUUGUGUCCUCUAUUACUGCGUCUCUUCGUUUUGAUGGCGCCCUCAAUGUCGACUUAACUGAGUUCCAGACCAACUUGGUGCCAUAUCCUAGAAUCCAUUUCCCUCUGGCUACCUAUGCCCCUGUCGUCUCUGCUGAGAAGGCCUACCAUGAGCAGCUGACCGUUGCAGAAAUCACAACUGCUUGCUUUCAGCCUAACAACCAGAUGGUGAAGUGCGAUCCCCGUCACGGCAAGUACAUGGCCUGCUGUCUGCUCUUUCGUGGUGAUGUCGUUCCUAAAGAUGUCAACGCUGCCAUAGCAACCAUCAAGACUAAGCGCACCAUCCAGUUCGUGGACUGGUGUCCAACUGGCUUCAAGGUGGGCAUCAACUACCAGCCACCCACCGUCGUGCCUGGCGGUGAUCUGGCCAAGGUGCAGCGUGCCGUCUGCAUGCUGAGCAACACCACGGCCAUCGCCGAGGCCUGGGCUCGUCUGGAUCACAAAUUUGAUCUGAUGUACGCCAAGCGUGCUUUCGUCCACUGGUACGUGGGAGAGGGUAUGGAGGAGGGCGAAUUCUCUGAGGCUCGUGAGGAUAUGGCUGCCUUGGAGAAGGAUUACGAGGAGGUCGGUGUCGACUCUGUUGACAACGAAGGAGAGGAAGAAGGCGAGGAGUACUAAAUUCUUAAUUUGAAA
Patiria miniata (bat star) is the source of this 1374-nucleotide messenger RNA. Its product is annotated as tubulin alpha-1A chain-like. The record is from RefSeq and is a predicted model, not a curated record. Gene Ontology annotation, biological process: mitotic cell cycle; microtubule cytoskeleton organization. Gene Ontology annotation, cellular component: cytoplasm; microtubule. Gene Ontology annotation, molecular function: GTP binding; structural constituent of cytoskeleton. NCBI's taxonomy places the organism in Eukaryota, Metazoa, Echinodermata, Asteroidea, Valvatida, Asterinidae. Bases 49 to 1359 code for a protein of 436 amino acids. The transcript is spliced from 2 exons.